CUCGACCGAGUGCAGCCCAAACCCUCCAUCUCAACCUUUCUCUCACUGUUCUGCAGCUUUAUCAAGGCAUCAUGGUGGUCCACAAGGAGUUUACUACAGCUGGGAAGCAGCCUGGUCUGCAGGUGUGGCGUAUCGAGAACAUGGACCUGAAGCCGGUUCCUAAGAACCUGCAUGGAAACUUCUACACCGGAGAUGCCUACCUUCUCCUGUACACCACCUCGGCGCCGUCCUACGCCCUCCACAUGUGGCUGGGAAACGAGUGCUCUCAGGAUGAAAGCGGCUCUGCAGCCAUCUUCGCCACUCAGCUGGACGAUUUCCUGGGUGGGAAACCGGUCCAGUUCCGUGAGGUCCAGAACAACGAGUCUCUCACCUUCCUGGGUUACUUCAAAUCUGGCAUCAAGUACCAGAAAGGCGGUGUGGCGUCUGGCUUCCAACACGUGGUGACCAACGACAUGACCGCCAAGCGUCUGCUGCACGUGAAGGGCAGGAGAGUGAUCCGGGCCACCGAAGUGGACAUGUCCUGGUCCAACUUCAAUAAAGGGGACUGCUUCAUCAUCGACCUGGGAGCGAACAUCUACCAGUGGGCGGGGAGCGAGUGUAACCGCUUCGAGAAGGUGAAGGCGUCUCAGGUGGCCAUCGACAUCCGCGAUAACGAGAGGAACGGCAGAGCCAAGGUCCACAUGGUGGAGGAGGGAGAAGAACCUCAAGAGAUUAUCAACGUUCUCGGACCCAAGCCGAGCAUCGCUCCGGCUACACCUGACGACGAGAAGAUCGAAACUUCCAACAAGAAGAAGGGAGCGCUCUACCUGAUCUCCGACGCCACCAGCUCCAUGAAGACGUCGGUCGUGGCUCAGUCCAGCCCAUUCAAGCAGGACAUGCUUUCACCCAACGACUGCUUCAUCCUGGACAACGGCGUGGACAACAACGUCUUUGUUUGGAAAGGUCCGAACGCCAACGCGGGCGAGCGCAAGGCGGCCAUGAAGGCGGCAGAAGAAUUCAUCAAAUCAAAGAACUACUCCAAUAAAACACAGAUCCAGGUUCUGCCUGCAGGGGGCGAGACGACUCUGUUCAAGCAGUUCUUCUCAAACUGGAGGGAUAAGGACCAGACCACAGGUCCCAGCACACCGUACACUAUCGGCAAAAUCGCGAAGGUGAAGCAGGUCCCAUUCGAUGCCUCCACCCUGCACUCCAACCAGGCCAUGGCUGCUCAGCACAACAUGGUGGAUGACGGAUCUGGGAAAGUUCAGAUCUGGCGUGUGGAGGGCGGUGCGAGAGUGCCAGUGGAUCCCGCUUCCUAUGGUCAGUUCUUUGGAGGAGACUGCUACAUCAUCCUGUACAGCUACAAACAGGGCAGCCGAGAGCAGCACAUCAUCUACACCUGGCAGGGAUUAAAGUGCACUCAGGAUGAGCUGGCUGCUUCUGCCUUCCUCACGGUACAGCUGGACGACUCCAUGGGUGGGGCUCCAGUUCAGGUGCGGGUCUCUCAGAAUCAGGAGCCGCCCCACCUGAUGAGCCUGUUCAAGGGGAAGCCCAUGAUCAUCCACACUGGAGGAACGUCCCGCACAGGAGGGCAGAGCGCGGCUGGCGCCACCCGCCUCUUCCACAUCCGCACCAGCACUGCCAAGGCCACCCGAGCUGUAGAGGUGACUCCGUCUGCCUCCAAUCUGAACACCAACGACGUGUUUGUGCUGAAGUCGCCCGACUCCCUGUUCGUCUGGAGGGGCGUCGGUGCCAGUCAGGAGGAAGCGGGUGCUGCCAAACAUGUCACCGCCUUCCUGGGAGGAAAAGCCACGGAUGUAGCUGAGGGCAAAGAGCCAGCUGGAUUCUGGUCUGCUCUGGGAGGGAAGAAGGACUAUCAGACCUCCAAAACCCUGCAGACGAUGGUCAAACCCCCUCGCCUGUUCGGCUGCUCCAACAAGACCGGCUGCCUUUCGGUCGAGGAGGUUCCAGGCGAGUUCAGUCAGUCGGAUCUGGCCACCGAUGACGUCAUGUUGCUAGAUACCUGGGAUCAGAUCUUAAUUUGGGUUGGCAAGGAUGCCAACGAGGUGGAAAAGACCGGGGCACCAAAAAUAGCUCAAGAGUACGUGAACUCUGACCCGUCCGGGCGGCGUGGUAUUCCUAUCAGCACUAUCAAGCAGGGCGCCGAGCCGCCCACCUUCACCGGAUGGUUCCAGGCGUGGGACGCCCACAUGUGGGACACCGACCCUCUGGACAGGAUCCGCGCAAAAUUUUAAAUCGGAGUCUCCUGAUGGCUGGUUGCACUAAGCGUCUGUCGCACUUACUGCCACUUUUAGAGCUUUAUGUUGUGUGUUGCCAUGUUGUUGAGAAUCCCUUCAGAAAAACGCUGGGAUGUAAAGCCAUUGACAGAUGAAGUAAAAAAAAAAAAUCAAUGCUACUGUUCAAAUUCUCUGUGCCAUUAUAAAAAGGGCUAGUUCGACUGCACUCUUUAGAAAGUACCUGGAACAGGUCGAAAGAUGUAAUUCAAAUAUUACUUAAAAUGAGUCCUGAAUUAGAAGCUGUUGGGACGCGUGACGCUCUUAACAGUCAAGCAAGCUCUAUUUUGCCAUAGACCUGUAUAUUUUUAUUAUGAUUUCAUUUCUAAACGGAGCUAAGAUAUGGAAUAACUACGGUUUGGGAGAAAAUACACAUCUGAAAAUCCUCCCAGCUCUUAAUUGUUUGCCUAUACAUUUACCCAGCGUUCCCUUUCUUCGUCCUUAAUGAGUCCUCGCACCCAUGUCCUCCCAAUUUUCUCCCAAGCUCUUCACGUCCUGUUUUCCUAAACAAAAAAGGAAGAGGGGCGAAUAGGGAGCCAGGGAGUUCCCCGCCCUUCUCCUUAUUGACUACUUGAAGGUGCGGCCUGCACUCGUAAACAAAUAAUAGUUUUUUAAUUAAAUUUUAACAAUGCAAAGAAUUUAGAAAAUGCCAUUUAACAUUUAAAAAAGAACCCUCAAGGUGCCUUCUGUUCCAUCAUGAAGUUGUGAACUAUUGGCUUUGGCUUUAGGAAGGUCUGUGAUUUGAUUGGUCGAGUCAUUGGUGAGGAUUCAUGUCCAGAAAACAUUUUACGAUAUUAAACCAUAAAUCAGACCUACAGAGUUUCCUUUUCUGUUCAUUUGUCUCUACAUCCUGCUAGUUGCUAUCACCUGUGCCUUCUUUUAAGUGCAUAUGGACCUCCUGCCGGACGUUUUGAAACUGUAUGGUGUGGGAGCUUUAAAAUAAUCAUGAUGUAUUUUUGGGUGCAGAUUAGUGUACGUUUUUAUUCUGCUUUAAAUAAAAAUACUUCUGUUAUAAAAAAAAAACAA
Molecule: messenger RNA, 3299 nt
Organism: Trichomycterus rosablanca
Lineage: Eukaryota; Metazoa; Chordata; Actinopteri; Siluriformes; Trichomycteridae
Gene: scinlb
Product: scinderin like b
Exons: 17
Coding region: 72-2234 (720 amino acids)
Biological process (GO): actin filament severing; central nervous system development; barbed-end actin filament capping
Cellular component (GO): actin cytoskeleton; cytoplasm
Molecular function (GO): actin filament binding; phosphatidylinositol-4,5-bisphosphate binding
Source: RefSeq, a predicted model, not a curated record